AUGGAAAGGAAAAGCAUAGUCUGGAACCUAGACUUUUGUAAUACAGAUGAUUCCAGCAUUUUCAAACCAGGCAUACUCCAUGGACCGAUGCUGAAUGGUACAUGCACUAUUAUCUUUUGCAACAAGCAAAACAAACUGGAGUGGUACUGUUAUUUUCUUAUUCUGGUUUGCCUUUUUACUUUAUCAGUGGGAUUGCUAGGCAAUACACUUGCACUAGGACAUUACACAUACUGCAUGAAGACAUGGACUACUAGUACUAUAUUUCUAUUUAAUUUGGCAUUGUGUGACCUUACUUGGAUUCUCAUGUCACCUUUUUCCGUAUAUUAUAGUCUCCAGAAGUUAGCUGUGCAUUCCAGUCAAACAUUUUAUCAGGUUAGAAAGCUAUUUUUCAACAUUAACAUCUAUGGAAGUGUCUACUUCCUGACACUCAUCAGCUUCGACCGAUAUGUGGGUGCUGUCCAUCCUAUCACUUCAUUAACAUGGUGGGACAAAGGCAAGGCAAUGUUUUGCACCAUUGCAGUAUGGAUCUUCAUUGUUGUUGAAUCGGUGCCUGAGAUCUACUACACAUUUGCCGCUGGAAGACACUAUGAUGGUAUCAUAUCCCUGGAUAACAUUGCAGGACCUUUACGUUUUGUCGUGCCACUCACGCUCUACAGGUUUUUAUUGAGAUUCCUAAUUCCAGGCACAGUCGUCUUUACAUGCUAUAUGUUGACUUUCAAAGCAUUAGUACAACUCAGUAAACGUCAGCAAAGAAAGAACAGAAUUGUUAGACCUCUGUUACUGAUUUCAGCUGCUAUGAUUGUAUUUGCUGUUUCUUUCAUGCCUUAUCAUGUUACGAUGUUGGUGAUACUAAUUUACAGAAUAAAUUGCCAACUACACUGUGGCAAUGUAAGCACAAUAUUUGCCAUUUAUAAAGUCACAGAGAUCAUCUGCAGCAUUAAUAGUUGCCUUGACCCAAUCAUUUUUAUGGUAGCAAAUAAGGCAUUCUAUCAAAGACUGAAAACUAUAAAAUGUCAUCCCAAAUGCCAGUGCCGCUGCUGUCUGACACAAAGGGUAAGGGACAUCAGUCCGACCCCAAGAACAGUGACUUAA
Dromaius novaehollandiae (emu) is the source of this 1092-nucleotide messenger RNA. RefSeq names its product P2Y purinoceptor 1-like. Gene Ontology annotation, molecular function: G protein-coupled receptor activity. NCBI's taxonomy places the organism in Eukaryota, Metazoa, Chordata, Aves, Casuariiformes, Dromaiidae. Gene Ontology annotation, cellular component: plasma membrane. Bases 1 to 1092 code for a protein of 363 amino acids. The record is from RefSeq and is a predicted model, not a curated record. Gene Ontology annotation, biological process: G protein-coupled receptor signaling pathway. The transcript is spliced from 2 exons.